UCUCCAUCUAACACAAGUCCUCUGGGACAGCAGAGCUCACAAGCACCUGGGACAAGAGCCAAGAGGAACCAGAAGAAAAGCACCUUGCGUCAACAUGACUUUCAAGCUGGCUAUUGCUCUCUUAGCAGCUUUUAUGCUUUCUGCAGCUCUGUGUGAAGCUGCAGUUCUGUCAAGAAUUGGUUCAGAACUUCGAUGCCAGUGCAUAAAAACUCAUUCCACACCUUUCCAUCCCAAAUUUAUCAAAGAACUGACAGUGAUUGACAGUGGCCCACACUGUGAAAACUCAGAAAUCAUUGUAAAGCUCACCAAUGGAAAAGAGGUGUGCCUGGACCCCAAGGAAAAAUGGGUACAGAAGGUUGUGGAGAUAUUUUUGAAGAGAGCUGAGAAACAAAAUUCAUGAAACAAACACAUUCUCCAUGAUUUCCAAGAAUUCUUCCGUAAAGAUGCCAACAAAACUUCAAGCAAGCAAAUUUACUUUAGCAUUUCAUGUAGUGUGUGGGUCUGGUGUAGGAUUGCCAGAUAAAAUAGAGUAUGCCCAGUUAGAUCUGAAGAUAAAGUAAAAGAAUGAACAGUUUUAUUUUCGAUGUCUCAUUACAUUGUCCCAUACAAAAUCUAGACACACUUGUAUUUAACAUAUUAUUUACUGUGUACCUCAAAUUCAAAUUUAACUGGAAAUUCUAGAUAUAUUUUGCAGUUAUUGGUACAUCUUUCAACCUCAGUCUGCUGGCCAGGGUGCAGGAGUCCCUGCCCUUGGUUCCUUAUUUAUUGUUCAACUGGAGAAAAAGUAUCAGUCACCAUCCUGUCUCACAGAGACAUGAGGACAUGUGGAAGCACUUUAACUUUUUCUCAUGUCGUGUGAAUUAUGUGCAAGUGAAACUUGUUUGCCUAUUUAUUAUUAAUAUAUUUAUUUAAGAAACAAAUAGGGGAAUCUCUGUGUAUAUAUU
Molecule: messenger RNA, 944 nt
Organism: Suricata suricatta (meerkat)
Lineage: Eukaryota; Metazoa; Chordata; Mammalia; Carnivora; Herpestidae
Product: interleukin-8
Exons: 4
Coding region: 95-400 (101 amino acids)
Biological process (GO): cellular response to lipopolysaccharide; neutrophil chemotaxis; chemokine-mediated signaling pathway
Cellular component (GO): extracellular region
Molecular function (GO): chemokine activity; CXCR chemokine receptor binding
Source: RefSeq, a predicted model, not a curated record